Molecule: messenger RNA, 1289 nt
Organism: Abrus precatorius (Indian licorice)
Lineage: Eukaryota; Viridiplantae; Streptophyta; Magnoliopsida; Fabales; Fabaceae
Product: protein DEHYDRATION-INDUCED 19 homolog 6-like
Exons: 5
Coding region: 275-937 (220 amino acids)
Source: RefSeq, a predicted model, not a curated record
UGGUGGAUGGUCCUCGAGGGUUUAUUGGUAAAGAAAAAUAACUAGAAUUCGUGUAAGCUAAGGAUCCCCACCACCCCAACGCAACAACCACGCACAGUCCGAAAUCGAAAGUCCUUGGUAUUUUCCUCGUCCUCUUUCCUUUGGAAGUAACAAUAUAUAUAGCAUAAAACCACUACCACCCACAAGAAGAAGAACAACAAUUCCCGAAACAACUCUACUGUGUAAUUCCGAAACCCCUUUGUUUUUCGUUUUGCUUGUACUUUAGCAGAAGUCAAUGGAAGGCGAGACACUGAGUUUUGGCCUCUCUACUGCUUCCAGAAGCUACCAAUCGAGUCUUAAGUCACACUUCGAGCUCUUUAUCGAUUUUGACGAGAUCAAUGGGGAUGAUGAGUUGAGGACGGUUUAUCCAUGCCCUUUUUGCGCUGAGGAUUUUGAUCUUCUUGAGCUAUGUUGCCAUAUUGACUUGGACCAUCCAAUAGACGCCAAGUCUGGGAUUUGUCCUGUUUGUGCUAUGUGGAUAGGGACAAAUAUGGUUGAUCAUAUAGCAGCACAACAUGGAAACAUGUUCAAGAGUCAGCUGAAAUCAAAAUGCUACAAACAUGAAUCCUACCCAGCUCUUUCCUUUUCAAGAAAGUGUCAACGUGCUGGACACUGGCAGUCCUUUUCUGCUGGGUUAUCUCCUGUGACAUCUACCUCCAAAACAGUUUGUGAUCCAUGGCUGUCAUUUUUAGAUGGUGCAUGUGCUGUCGAUGAACAAGAAUGUGGGCAGCCAUAUUCUUCAAGUGAAGUAGGCAUUGAAGAAAUACACUCAGAUGACAAAGUGUUAAAAAGAGAUGUUCAGCCUUCAUUAUCUGACAAAGACCAAAUAGAGAAAGCACGGAACAGUGAAUUUGUACAGGGACUUUUGUUGUCUACUAUCCUUGAUGCUGACUUCUGAUUGUGACAAUUAAGAACAACAGUUGCUAGUUUCAAUUUGAUAGGUAAAAAAUUAUUGUAGUUUUUACUUCCAAUCUUGAAACUGAUUCAUGGCCAUAGAAUUCCUAUUUCUAUUGUAUGCAAGAGAUACAUCUAGUAUAGAGAGCUAAGCAAUAUGUAGGAAUUUAAUGUAAUGUAUGUUCAUGCAAUGCAGUUAUGAAGUUCAGAACAAUUGCGUACACUUUAUGGGCUAUAACUGAGAUUACGUGAGAAAACGUGUUUGUAACGAUGGGAUGUUCUGCACACUCGUGGGUCCCACCUAAUUAAGAUGUACUGUUGAGUUCAUUGAGCAGGAAUAACACCUAUUAUGUUAU